Messenger RNA from Drosophila busckii, 1895 nucleotides. It is a transcript of the gene Tektin-A, whose product is annotated as Tektin-A. Gene Ontology annotation, cellular component: nucleus; microtubule cytoskeleton. Gene Ontology annotation, biological process: cilium assembly; cilium movement involved in cell motility. The record is from RefSeq and is a predicted model, not a curated record. The transcript has 3 exons. The coding region runs from base 132 to 1895 and encodes 587 amino acids. Lineage: Eukaryota; Metazoa; Arthropoda; Insecta; Diptera; Drosophilidae.
CCCUCAAACAAAUUCGAGUGAAAUUUUUAGUGCGAUUAGAAUUUCUGUUUCUCAGCGAAGCACACACAACGACACGUAUAAAUUUUUAUAUAUAUUUAGAGUGUUUGGUACAUUUACUUACAUAUUUAAUUAUGGAUUGCUGCAAGGAGAAGGAUUUGUAUUCGGGUGGCAACGACUGCGUGCCCACGCGCAUUGAAUUGCAGCCCACGUCGGCGUGUCCGGCGCCGCUCAUCUGCCCACCACCACCAGAUGGAGCACGAUGCCUGCUGCCCUUGGAGCCAGCAGCAGUCGGCAUAGCGCCACAGCAAUUGGAGAUGCAUCAUGCCAUGCAGGAGCAUAUCAAAAAGGCCAUAGUAGAGCCGGCAGAGCAGCAUCAACAGUUGCAGGCUGAUCUGCAGGCGGGCGUAGACAAUCAGCAGCAACAGCUGAUGGACAUGCGACAGGAUCAAUAUCAGGAGGCGCAUAAGCCGCUCAAGACGGAGGAAGUGAACUUUGCACGUGCAAUAAAUCCCGAUGCAGAUAAUUUGCAGAAUCCACCUUGCUACUUGCCACAGCCUGGCGACGAUAUGCCGCACAAGGAUCAGGGCACGCCCAUGGGACCGAUUGGACCUUGGGCCACAGGCAAGGUAGACUGGAGUCCCAUGGCAGGCUUGACAGGCACACGUCCCGUAGUCGAUCGUUACUCCAUCACACGCUUUAGUCCCAACGAAUGGCGCGCUAGAAAUCAAAAUACAGUGCAGUAUAUUAACGGCGUGCUGGACAGAGCCGAUAAAAAUCGCUUUAGUGCCAGCACUGAGUAUCAGCGUCUGUCGGCGCUGGUGACCAAGACACAGAACGAAACGACGGCCAAGCUACGCCAGCGCACACAGCUGGUGGGCAAAUGGAAGAAUACGCUGGAGAAUGCCAUCAAGGCAAUGGCCGAGGAGAUUUCCACAAUGGAGGAGCAGCGCAUACGCUUGCGCAAGUCGCUGGUGAUACUCGGCGUGCCCGAGUCCAUAGUUAAGGAGUGCAUAGAGAAGCGCUGUGGACGCACUGAAACGGAGCUGGUGCGUGAUCAGACCGAGGAGGAGCUGGUCAAUGAGCUGGCGCUGAUUGCUGAAAUACGGCGGCAGCUGAAGAAAACUUUGGAGGACUUUGAGUCGCAGCAGGUGGAGAAUCGCACGGCCAGGCAGCGGCUGGAGUAUGACUGGAGCGAUAAGCAGGAGGCCUAUGCCAUAGACACCAUUAAUCUGGGCUUGAACAACAAUUCGCGCACCAUUAUGUUUCAUCCGGGCGCUGUGCGCCAGCCGCCCGAGCAGGCGUCCGAGAAGUACUGGGAGUACUUUAGCCUGGAAACGCUGGAGGAGUGCGAAAAGUGUCGCCAGAAGUCGAUGGCGCUGCGUGCCACAUUGAACGCCAUAUUGAACAAUGCUGCCCGAGAUAUACGCAGCCAGGCGGAUAUAGUGGAGCGCUCGCUUACCUCGCGCAUCAACUGCACCCAGGAGGCGGUGCAGCGCUUCGAGAACGAUUUGCAUACUGUGCUGCAGAAUCUGGCGGACACCGAGACGCGCAUACUCUUGCUGCAGAAUCGCAUACGCAGCUUCGAUAGCGCCAUGAAAGUGGCCCAGACACGCAUGGACAAUCGCAACUAUCGUCCCAAUGUGGAGAGCUGUCGCGAUGUGGCCCAACAGCAUUUGAUUGAUGAAGUGCACACCGUGCAGAGCAGCGUCACUGCCAUGGAGCACGAGAUGACUGCAGCGGAGCGCACCCGGGACGACCUUGUGGCCGCCCGCUACAAGCUCGAGCGUGAGAUUAUGCUCAAGCGUCGCACUCUGCUCAUGGAUCGGGAGCGUUGCAUGCUGCUGCGCUCGCAUUAUCCCUCAGCGGAUGCUUUGAGUGGCUCCGGCUCGUUUUAA